This is a messenger RNA of Ilyonectria robusta, 351 nucleotides long. RefSeq lists its product as uncharacterized. The record is from RefSeq and is a predicted model, not a curated record. The transcript is spliced from 2 exons. The coding region runs from base 1 to 351 and encodes 116 amino acids. NCBI's taxonomy places the organism in Eukaryota, Fungi, Ascomycota, Sordariomycetes, Hypocreales, Nectriaceae.
AUGACUGCCUCUCUCGACUCUUCCCGGCCCAUUAUGGCCCCUUCGACCCGUACCUCUGUCCGCUUCAGCACCUACAGCAUGGCGCCCUCCUUCACUCCUACCGUCCAGACCUCCGACUCCGCCCACGCCGAGAUCCGCGACAUCGCCACCGGCCUUGAGCGCAUGGAGAACAAGGCCCUGACCUCCCAGCGCGUCGCCCUCACCGAGGAGAAGACCGACACCAUGAGCAAGCUCGCCCUUGGCGCCAAGCUUGAGCGCGCUCUCGACCGGAGGAUGAGUGGUCAGGACGCCGUUAUGCGACCCCGCGGCAAGAGCUUUAUCAACGAGAAGCUCAGCGAGAAGGCCGAAUAA